Molecule: messenger RNA, 658 nt
Organism: Drosophila kikkawai
Lineage: Eukaryota; Metazoa; Arthropoda; Insecta; Diptera; Drosophilidae
Source: RefSeq, a predicted model, not a curated record
CCCCGGGUCCGUCCACAAGCGAAAACAACCAGUUUUAUUUUUGGAUGUUUUAUACUUUGUCUAUUUCGUAGCCGUUGUGUUUGUUCCACUUUCGCUCAUUCGUUUGUAGUGCGUAUUAAAAGCUGGUAACUGCAAAAUUUUGAGGUAGAGGUGCAAAUAAGAUCGAACUUCCCGUAGUUGACCAGCUUUCCGUCAGUUUACGCAGUUAUCAAAACUCAUCAUCGAUUAUCUAACCCUUGCGGAAGAGCGGGAGAGAAUCUCAGUGUGCCCCGUCAGCUGUUGUCAGGCCGCUCCGCGUCUCUUUGUACAUUUUCAACUUUCUCUCAGUAAGAACUUUUAAGCUGGCGGGUGCGGGCGACAAAGGCACUUUCAACUACACAACAAUGCUCAAGUUUCUGCUGACGUUUGGCGCCGGGGUCUACACGGGCAUCUACGUCUCGCAGAACUAUGAGGUCCCACGCGUAGACGACCCGCAAAAGUUGAUGGAGCGAAUGAACGAGAAAGUGAAGGAGCUGAUGGACAAAACCAAGCAAAAAUCGCUCCCCGAACAACUAGCAGACGACAUUAAAAAGGAGGCUAAGAAGAUACUGAAGGACUGACAAGUGCAAUUGUUUAAAUAAAUGUAUCUAUUAUCAAAUAAAAUGGUGUUACACGAGUA